AUGGGUGAUCGCGAUAGGGAUAUCGAGGAGGGCAACGAGGCGCUUGAUCCUGAGCUGCUCUACACCAAGGAGUACUGCAUCGGCGGAGGCAGCUUUGGCAAGGUCUACAAGGGAGUCGACAAGCGCACCGGUCACGCCGUCGCCAUCAAGAUUAUCGAUAUCGAGAGCGCCGAGGACGAGGUCGAAGACAUUAUCCAGGAAAUCGCCAUCCUGUCCGAACUGCAGUCACCCUAUGUUACGAAAUACUACGGCUCGUAUGCCAAGGGGGCUGAGCUAUGGAUUGUCAUGGAGUUUUGCUCAGGUGGAAGCUGCGCAGACCUCAUGAAGCCAGGCCUGAUAGGCGAAGACUACAUUGCCAUUGUUAUUCGCGAGCUGCUCCUCGGUCUCGAUUACUUGCACACGGACAAGAAGUUACACCGCGAUGUCAAGGCUGCCAAUGUGCUCCUCAGCUCCAACGGCCAGGUCAAGCUUGCGGAUUUUGGCGUCUCGGGCCAGCUGUCGGCCACCAUGACCAAGAAGAAUACCUUUGUCGGCACUCCUUUCUGGAUGGCCCCCGAGGUUAUCAAGCAGUCUGGCUACGAUCAUAAAGCUGACGUCUGGUCGCUUGGUAUUACGGCGCUGGAGCUUGCCAACGGCGAGCCACCGUAUGCUGAUAUUCAUCCCAUGAAAGUGUUAUUUCUGAUCCCCAAGAACCCUCCACCGCGGCUGGAAGGAAACUUUACAAAAGCGUUCAAAGAUUUCAUCGAGGUGUGUUUGCAGAGGGACCCCAAGGACCGACCCACAGCCAAGGACCUGCUCAAACACCCCUUUAUACGCCGCGCAAAGAAGACGAGCUACCUGACCGAGCUCAUCGAGCGCCACAGUCGGUGGGCCGCGACGCACAAGGGUGACGAUGAUGAGAGUGACCAGGGGGGUGAAGAAUACUACGAGCGCCAACGUGUCGACGAGGACAUGUGGGAUUUUGGCACAGUAAGGCUUGUGGGAGAUCGCGGCGGUGUCGUUCCUCGUCCCGGACUUGGUGCCCUGGACGAGUCUGCCACCAACGCCAGAGCCGCGAGAUCUACGGACAGCAUUGAUGACUAUGGAGAGCGUUCGAGAGACAGCAGUCCGACCAAGAUUCGCGACUUUGGCCGCGACCUCGCCAUUGCUUCCGAUACCCUCAAAGCAGCCAGUGCCAAUACGGGUACCUCUCGACAGGCAUCGCCGCAACGGAAGCCAGUGCCGUCAGUCGCACCCCAGUCGCCGGCCAAGGUGCCUCUUCCAAUGUCGCCAGAGAAGAUGCAAAGAGGAGGAGGUCCAGAGACACCGCGACCUAUCACUCGAUUGAUUCAACCUGUCGUCCCUGUCAGUCAAUCUCCGGACUACGACCGAGAACUGCAGGUUCAGCUACAGAAAGACAUGGGCUUGAUGAGUCUUGGCCCUGUGAUCCAGCCUGCCGAUCUGCAACAUAUUGACGAUUCGACACCGCCGCGACCCCCUCUCCAUGGACCUCGGCCAAAUAACAAAUUUACGCCGAUUGCUCUUCCAGAAAUACCACCAUACCGCGGCAGCCCGCAGCCGCAACCAGCGCCGGUCAGGAUACCGAGCCAACCUCCAGGCGGGCAAUAUCGCCAACCGUCUGGCCAGGCGCCGCCUCCACCGGCCAAGGCAUACGCGCUGCCGUCAAAGACGCAAAUGCCUAUUCCUGAACCCGCGACUCCUUCAUCCUUCCCUCCGCCAGCGCCGUCUAACCCCAAUGGGGAGCUCGAUGCCUUGAACGAUGUCAUUUUCCCUGCACUUGAGGAGGCGCUAAAGAGGAGACAAAUUAGACUGCAACAGGCUUUCCGGCCCCAACAGGGUUCUUCAAGCCCCGUGGCUAUGAACCAGGUGACUCCGAAGCAGCAACGAGCGGAGGCGGCUCACGAGAAGCUGCGGAAGCUCGUAUAUAAGCUCGCUCAUGUGUGCAAAGAAAUCGACCACUAUGACAAGGCGGAGCCAGUGGGUAUGGGCAGGGACGUUGGCACCUUCCUAGAAGGACUUUUGGAGGAAAUCCUCGUCAGGGUUGAACCCCUCGACGAGGAGGAUGUUGCGGCCUGA
Colletotrichum godetiae is the source of this 2076-nucleotide messenger RNA. RefSeq names its product kinase-like domain-containing protein. Lineage: Eukaryota; Fungi; Ascomycota; Sordariomycetes; Glomerellales; Glomerellaceae. The coding region runs from base 1 to 2076 and encodes 691 amino acids. Gene Ontology annotation, molecular function: protein serine/threonine kinase activity; ATP binding. The record is from RefSeq and is a predicted model, not a curated record. Gene Ontology annotation, cellular component: cytoplasm. The transcript has 4 exons. Gene Ontology annotation, biological process: protein phosphorylation.